UCACAAUCCAUCAUGGCUUCCAAUCCGCCUCUUCCGCGAACAAUGUCGACCUCGUACGUUCAACCCGCCUCGACGCCUGCCAUCAUUGUCAACGGCAAACCAUGGACCGUCGGCUCUCACUAUGGCACCAUUUCUUGGAAUUCAGAGAACGUACACGUAAAAUCUAUGGGUCUCAGUUCGACGGGUAAAGGAAUCCUCAUCGGCAUGCUGUCUGCCUUUGGUUCGGCCGCCUUUGUCGCUAUUAUCCUGGCUUUCAUCUACUUCUUCCGCUACACCAACCGUGGCCGUAUCUUCCUCGACAGCAUCGGCAGACCUGGAGAGUAUGACGACGAGCAAGCUUUCUUGCGUGAAGAGGAGGAUGCCUUGGAGGACAUGGACGACCUGCAGCGUGCCGAGUAUCUCCGCGCUAAGGCUUUCGUCACAGCCAAUCCUCCCGAGUCGGUUCAAACCGACAUUUCGUUGUCGCAGUUCCUUGCAAUUCAAGAGAAGGGUGUACAAGCUUGGGAGUUUGAGCCGGAACUGGAAAUCGCAAACUGCUUUGUCGAGGGUCGCACCGAGAUUGAGUUCUUCGAUGCUGAGUGCAGUGUCCAAAGCAAUCUGCCUGUGCCCAAACAGAACGAGGUCUACUACUGGGAAGCAAAAAUCUUCGAUAAGCCCGACACUACCCUGAUCAGCAUUGGCAUGACCACAAAACCCUAUCCUCUGUUCCGACUUCCCGGCCAACGCAGAUACAACCAACCUUUCUCUGGCACGAACUAUGCACCAUCAUACGAGCAGGGAGACGUUGUCGGAGUAGGCUACAGGCCUCGCACUGGAACCGUCUUUNUCACUCGCAACGGAAAGAAAUUGGAAGAUGUUGCUCAUGGUCUCAAAUCACAAAAUCUCUUCCCCACCGUCGGAGCCACUGGACCUUGUAACAUUCAAGUCAACUUUGGCCAGAUGGGCUUUGUCUUUAUCGAAGCCAAUGUUAAGAAAUGGGGUCUCGCUCCCAUGACUGGCAGCCUUGCACCACCGCCACCAUACGGAAGCGAACAAGGUAGCAUUCUCCUCGAAGGUGGUAGAGAGGGCGUCCGUGAGGGCCAAGCAUAUAUCCAUGGUCGUACACAUAGCGCUUCCGUCCGUCUGGGGAGACAAGCAACCAGUCCCGGCCCUCGACGAUCACCUACUGAAAUCUCUCUUGCUCAGCUCAGUCUGAACGAAUCACGGGAAGACAUAGGCGAAGGCACGAGCUACACACCAGCUGGUCAAGUGUCUGAAGAUGCUCUUGCGAUGCCGCCACACUCGGACGCACCACCACCAGAAUACGAAAGCCCAGAUGAGGAGAAUCAGUUCUCAACACCAAGGCCGAGUAUGCAUUCUGAGCAUUCACAUCUGCUUCCGCAUGAUCCACCGAUCCCAUCUUACGAAGCAGCGGUUGGAGAACGCGCGAGUAGGUCCCGCGACGAUGACAACUAG
Aureobasidium musti is the source of this 1455-nucleotide messenger RNA. The record is from the annotation of a GenBank genome assembly. Lineage: Eukaryota; Fungi; Ascomycota; Dothideomycetes; Dothideales; Saccotheciaceae.